AAUAAAACGAUUAUCGCGGUAAAAUACGAACGCCUUGGCGACGUCCGCACACAGGACUACAACGGUGACUACUGAGUAUUGACUAGUGAGUAGUGAGGGCUGCAGAAUAUGAAGUAAAGGAUAUUAUUAUUUAUUUCCCAGAGUUUCUGACUUCCCGACUCCCGUCGUCGUCCUGCAACUCACAAUUAAUCCGGAAAUGGCUCGAGCACAACGCCGCAAUUUCUUGUCGUGCCCUCGUUUCUGGAUCGCGGAUGUUCUAAAUGACAUAAUUGCUGCAUCACUUAACUGUCCGUUUUUGUUUGUACCUACAUCUAUAAUCAACAAAGAUAUUUUAAAUAAAAGUAUAUGUUGUGCAGUUCAUUCUUCAAUUAUGCGACUAAAUGAUUCUAGUAUGGAAAAGUUAAUGGGUUUGAUCGAAACCUCAGUUAAAAUGCAAAUGUUCUCAAGUAAUGGUCCGAGACAAGUAUUAUUAGUAACAUUGAAUCAUUUAGAUUCUAUCCGUGAUCUGGCUGGUUCUUAUCAAUUGAAACAAAAUAUAGAUGUCAUACAACACAAUUUCUAUCAAACUUUUGAGAAAAUGACAAAUGGAGAAAUAAUGAGAUUACGAUAUGCAAUGUUGAACUAUUUGCAAGAUAUACAUGUUAAAGUUACCAUAUUUAUUAAAGAAGGUCUACAGCGGUAUAAUGGGUCAUUUGUUUCAGUAGGAAAAUGGGUGAUUCCACAUGGAUGUGAAGCUCCAGGUGUUAUAAGAGUGUUCAAUAAAAAUAGUACUCUUAUUGAUAUCAGUACAUUUCAUCCAAUAUCAUUUUACAAAGUAGAAACCGAAAUAGGUUCAAUCAAGCCUAAUAGUCCUCGGAUCACUACUCUCGGGCUUUCAAUGUACCACUAA
Molecule: messenger RNA, 889 nt
Organism: Diuraphis noxia (Russian wheat aphid)
Lineage: Eukaryota; Metazoa; Arthropoda; Insecta; Hemiptera; Aphididae
Gene: OSCP1
Product: Organic solute carrier partner 1
Biological process (GO): transport
Cellular component (GO): plasma membrane; cytoplasm
Source: RefSeq, a predicted model, not a curated record